AUAAUAAAAGCUAAAAAUAUUAAUUUUUCGGAACAGUAUUCAUUUACGGAGUAUUAAAUAAAUUCAGCAUGUCUUUUAGUGGUUUUAUUGAUUUUUUUCAAAAAGGAAAAACAUUUAGACCGAAAAAAAAGUUUUCACCGGGCACUCUUCGUUAUUCAUUGUAUAAACAUGCACAAGCUUCGUUAAACUCCGGCAUAAAUUUGAGGAACGCAGUUCAACUGCCACCGGGCGAAGACUUAUACGAUUGGAUUGCUGUUCACGUGGUCGAUUUUUUUAAUCGAAUAAAUUUGAUUUAUGGCACAGUCUGUGACUACUGUACAGAUACAUCUUGUCCGACCAUGAGUGGUGGCCCUAAGUUUGAAUAUUUGUGGGCUGAUAAAGAAAGGUACAAAAAACCAACACCGUUACCAGCACCUCAGUAUGUUUCGCUGCUCAUGGAUUGGAUUGAAACACAAAUUAAUAAUGAGAACUUAUUCCCAGUAUCAACAGAUGUACCAUUUCCAAAGACUUUUAUGCCACUUUGCAAAAAAAUACUUACUCGAUUAUUUAGAGUAUUUGUACAUGUUUAUAUACACCAUUUUGAUCGAAUUAUAUCUAUAGGCGCAGAACCACACGUGAAUACAUGUUAUAAGCAUUUCUAUUAUUUCAUAACCGAGUUUGAUCUAGUCAUAAAUAAAGAAUUGGAGCCAUUAAUGGAAAUGACAUCAAAAAUGUGCCAGGAUUGUCUUCAGAAUCAAUAAUAUUUUGUAACCAAAAUAGUUUUUAAUUUAAAAAAAAACGAAAAAUGUAUAUUUUCAAAUACUAUG
Molecule: messenger RNA, 806 nt
Organism: Melanaphis sacchari
Lineage: Eukaryota; Metazoa; Arthropoda; Insecta; Hemiptera; Aphididae
Gene: Mob3
Product: MOB kinase activator-like 3
Exons: 6
Coding region: 69-740 (223 amino acids)
Biological process (GO): positive regulation of protein phosphorylation; signal transduction
Cellular component (GO): nucleus; cytoplasm
Molecular function (GO): protein kinase activator activity
Source: RefSeq, a predicted model, not a curated record